AUGCCUCAGACAACAUCGUCACCAGAGGAACUGGACCCGGGCUCGUCAACGCCAGGGAACAGCCAAACCGGAGGGAACCCGCUUACACCGCCAAUCCCCCAGCACAUCCUGUCCUUCGUGGAUCACUCCACAUGGGGAGACCUCGCGGCCAUCGACGAGAUCGAGGAGCCCACGCCCAAGCAGAUGAACUCCCACAUCUAUUUCCUCAUGGAAAUUUUCUGGGCUUCUACGAGCUACGCAGGACGAAAGCUCUGGGGCGCAUUCAAGGACGAAUUCGACGAAUGGACCGCCCAACGAUGGGACAUGGUUCCCGACCGUACCCGAAAGCACCUCCGCGCCUUCCUGAGCACCAACGGCGUACGUAUCAACAAACAAUUCGCCUCCACAGAGUUCCGCCAGAACGCCAAGGAGAUGGCGAUUACCGUCAAGGAAGUCCCGAUCGAAGCCCAUAACAGCAUCGGCAAGGUAGAACGGUACCAUGCACCUGUACGACGUGCGUACGAAAUCCUACGCAAAGAGGACCCCUCUGCAAGCCCAGAACUGUCUCUGCAAAUGGCUGUCAAGGCUGUGAACGACACUGCAGGUCCCAACGGACUUGUGCCAACUCUGUUGGUAUUUGGCGCCUACCCAAGGAUGACACACAACUCUGCGCCAUCGCCAACGCUACAACAACGCGCCCAGGCGAUCAAGAAAGCCACAGACGCCGUCCGCAGGCUCCAUGCUGAACGCAAGGUCCAGGAGGCCCGCACCACACGCAAUGGUCCGGACACCUUACGCACCACGACCCUUCCACUGCAGUCACGUGUGAGAGUGUGGCGCGAGAAAAGCCGCCGAUGGGAAGGACCUUUCACAUUAAUCGGUGUCCACGACGAAGACUGCAUCGUGGAAACAAGCCGCGGCGCACAGAAGUUCCGCUCUACGGUGGUCAAGCCGUACUACGAGGACCCUGCUCAACAGGACGACCCUGCGAACCAGAAAGACACCGCAGAGAAACCAGCACCUGAAGUUCCGGACUCUCAACCAAGGAGCACGACCCCUCCUGGAAACGCCAUCGAAGAAGAGCCAAUCCUCGAUUCGAUAAUUGUGGCCACUCAUGCGCUCUUCCCUGGGGACGAAGACGAACUCCCAGACGACGGACCGCACAGGAACACUCGACCACGCAGAACCCACUUCGCCCACGCAUUCCUCCAGGAGAGCGAUGUUCGAGAGGACGAAAUCUUCGAGAUCUUCUUGUCAACGAAGGAACAAGCAGACGCCGCACUCGCAGUCCAGUUGCGCGCCGAUGGCAAGGUCACUACACCCGGGGAACCUUUUGAGGAGUCUUCUAAACAAGAGAUCGAGAGCCUUAUUACCCGAGGCGUCUUCGAAUUUGUCAAAUACGACGAGGACUUACACGGCGACGCAGAGAUCUUUAAGUCAAGGAUCGUAAACGAAAUUAAGGGCAAGACAACGGACAAGCCCUAUGAGAAAUCGAGGCUUGUGGUCCAAGGCUUCGGAGACGCAGGAAAGGAAGCCAUCCUCACGCAGUCGCCAACAAUCCAACGCGCAAGCCAACGCCUGAUCCUCGCAAUCGCGCCGUCACUUCAGAGACAGGGUUGUCUCCUUUGGCUGCGCGAUAUUACGCAAGCCUACGUGCAGUCGGAAAAGGCACUCCAGCGCAAGAUUUUGGCAUUUUUGCCCCCAACAGAUCAGGCACUUAUACCCCGAGGGAACCGUGAUGCGCGUGAUCAAGCCGUUGUACGGGCUGGCAGAGGCAGGAACCUAUUGGUGGGUCACAUACCACAACCACCAUUUGAAGAGGCUCCAGAUGGCAACCUCUACGUACGACCCCUGCCUGUUGAUCUCCUCCCCCGAGAACCCGGAAUUUGCCUGCGUGGGGAUGCAAACAGACGAUACUCUGGGUCUGUCAACAGAGGCGUUCUCACAACGCGAGAACGAUCAACUGAAAGGAGGCGUUCAUUCAGCGCCAAAGACAAGCAAUUUCUCACCACCGCGGAACCCCUGGUUUUCAACGGCGGCAUCGUUACACUCAACAAAAACGGUUCAAUCACCCUGCGGCAGAAGGGUCAAGCCCCAGAAGCUGCAAUUGAUCGACGCCAACGCGCCAGACGCCAAACAACAACUCUUAACCGAAGGAUCCAGUGGCAGAUGGACUCACAGGACAGGGGACUCACGUUCUUACCCCUGAACCUGGAGACUGCAAGACUGUACGUCUUCGUUGACGGCUCUUUUGCCAACAACAGAGAUUUCACCUCCCAGCUCGGGUUUGCGAUCAUCCUGGCCAACGAAGACGAGAUCAACGAUCGCCACGAGUUCUCCAUUACAGGGAACCUCAUCCACUUCAGCAGCACCAAGAGCAAGAGGGUUACCCGCAGCGUCCUAGCUUCCGAGGUUUACGGAAUGGUGGCCGGCGUGGAUAUGGCUUACGCCCUGGCUUCAACAUUACGCCAGAUCACUGCCCACCUGAACCUUCCUGCCAUCCCAACCAUCGUCUGUACAGAUUCUUACUCACUGUACGAAUGUCUUGUGAAACUCGGGACUACGAAGGAAAAGCGGUUGAUGAUCGAUAUCAUGGCACUGCGCCAGUCCUACGAGCGCAGAGAACUCCAGGAAGUGAGGUGGAUCAAUGGAGAGGACAAUCUGGCGGACUCCUUUCACAAAAACAACGCCGAAUCGUGCCCUGGAGCGGUUUGUUGA
Messenger RNA from Chaetomium globosum CBS 148.51, 2697 nucleotides. RefSeq lists its product as uncharacterized. The transcript is spliced from 4 exons. The coding region runs from base 1 to 2697 and encodes 898 amino acids. NCBI's taxonomy places the organism in Eukaryota, Fungi, Ascomycota, Sordariomycetes, Sordariales, Chaetomiaceae. The record is from RefSeq and is a predicted model, not a curated record.